This is a messenger RNA of Cyclopterus lumpus (lumpfish), 2186 nucleotides long. RefSeq names its product protein disulfide isomerase family A, member 3 (gene pdia3). NCBI's taxonomy places the organism in Eukaryota, Metazoa, Chordata, Actinopteri, Perciformes, Cyclopteridae. Bases 295 to 1773 code for a protein of 492 amino acids. The transcript has 13 exons. Gene Ontology annotation, biological process: response to endoplasmic reticulum stress; protein folding. The record is from RefSeq and is a predicted model, not a curated record. Gene Ontology annotation, molecular function: protein disulfide isomerase activity. Gene Ontology annotation, cellular component: endoplasmic reticulum; cell surface.
GUGUCGUGCGGUCCAAUGGGAGGCUGCCACACUGUGGUUAUCGGGGGUCCUCGCCGCUCGCGUGAAACAUCCUCACCGACGUCCAUCCCUUUCUCUCUCUCUAUCGACUAGUCUGCGCUUGGCCCGGUCCGAGGAGAUCACCGCCUUCACGACGCCCCGAGGAGCUGAAGAAGGAGGGCUGCGAACGGACACGAUUCGCACAAUUUUUUAUUUUUUUUAUUUAAAAAGUUGAACGUAAAUUUAAAUAGAGUUUAAAGCAUUUGAAAUAAUAAUACAAAAAAAAAGAAGAAGAAGAUGUUCAAGGUGUUUUUUUUGGCCGCUCUCGCCGGCUCCACCUGGGCCAGCGAUGUGUUCGACUACACGGAUGAUGAUUUCGAGAGCAGGAUCGGGGACCACGGACUCGCUCUUGUGGAAUUCUUCGCCCCUUGGUGCGGUCAUUGUAAACGGCUCGCACCCGAGUACGAGGUGGCCGCCACCCGUCUGAAAGGCUUCGUCUCCCUGGUCAAGGUUGACUGCACAUCCAACAGCAACACAUGCAGCAAAUAUGGUGUCAGUGGCUACCCGACCCUGAAGAUCUUCAGGGAUGGAGAUGAAACUGGUCCCUAUGAUGGUCCCAGAACUGCAGAUGGUAUUGUCAGUUUCCUUAAGAAGCAGGCUGGACCAGCUUCCGUGGAGCUCAAAGCUGACGCAGACUUGGCGAAGUACACGUCAGACCAAGACGCCAGUGUUGUUGGGUUCUUCGCUGAUGACAAGAGCACCGCACAGGUAGAGUUCAUGAAGGCAGCCAGUGCCUUGAGGGACAACUACCGGUUCGCCCACACCAACUCCGAGGCUCUCCUCCAGAGCCACGGCAUUGAUGGAGAGGGAAUCGUCCUCUUCCGCCCACCGAGACUCAACAACAAGUUCGAAGAAAGCUCCGUCAAAUACAGCGAGGACAAAUACACCAACAACAAAAUAAAGAAGUUCAUCCAGGACAACAUCUUUGGAAUGUGCCCCCACAUGACCGACGACAACAAAGACCAGAUGCGAGGGAAAGAACUGCUGGUGGCUUAUUAUGAUGUCGAUUAUCAGAAGAACCCCAAGGGCUCCAACUACUGGAGGAACAGGGUGAUGAAGGUGGCCAAGGGCUUCCUCGAUCAGGGCAAGAAGCUGAACUUCGCCGUGGCCAGCAAGAGCGCGUUCAGCAACGACGUGUCGGAGUUCGGCAUGGACGCCAGCUCGGGAGAACUGCCCCUGGUGGCCAUCCGCACCGUCAAGGGAGACAAAUACGUCAUGGCCGAAGAGUUCUCGCGCGACGGUAAAGCUCUGGAGCGUUUCCUGCAGGAUUACUUUGACGGCAAUCUGAAGCGUUACCUCAAAUCAGAGGCCGUCCCGGAAAACAACGACGGCCCCGUCAAGGUUGUCGUGGCGGAGAACUUCAACUCCAUCGUCAACGACGACGGCAAAGACGUGCUGAUCGAGUUCUACGCUCCGUGGUGCGGACACUGCAAGAGCCUGGAGCCCAAGUUCAACGAGCUGGGAGAGAUGCUCGCCGGUGAUCCCAACGUCGUCAUUGCCAAGAUGGACGCCACAUUAAACGAUGUGCCGACUCCAUAUGAAGUCAGCGGUUUCCCCACUCUGUACUUCGCCCCAGCCGGAAGCAAGAUGAGCCCAAAGAAAUACGAGGGAGGUCGCGAGGUGAACGACUUUGUCGCCUACCUGAAGAAGGAGGCCUCCAACCCCUUGGUGAUGGGGGAGUCCAAAAAGAAGGAUGACGACAAAACGGAGCUAUAAAAAAGCAAAAAGCUCAUAACAGGAAGUCGACGUCAUCGCCACAACGGGAGGAGGAUUUGGGGGGGAAAUCAAUGAAAGAAAGAACUAAAUUAUAUUCCACUCUUUCUUAGUGAACUACCGAAUGCUCUGAGGCCAAGUCGGGGAAAAAAGACGCGGCCCUCCUUUUUUUUUUUUUAGCUCCUCCGCUCUGUGGAGAGGUGGUGGCCCAAUGUUUAAAAACAAAAACACAUUUUUAGGGAAAAAGGGGACAUCUUUUUGAAAAUGUAGGUUUUUAUUUCCCCUGGUCUGUCUACUACACCUCAGGCUGAUGCACUUUGGUUUGACACCAGUCUCCGGUCAUCUGUCACUUUUGGUUUUUGUUGUUGUCACGGGGGGAUAAGUGGUAUUGGUGAAUAAACAUUUUUUUUUCAGUA